CCAGCGCUCGCCUGUUCUUGUCGCCAGUUGCCAAUCGCCAGCCGCCAGCGUCGCCAACAAUCACUCGCAAAGAAACGUCGCGUUGCGGAACGCUGCACGCUACUCGUUUGCCUGUUUGGCCGAUCCUGGCCAGAAAGAGACAGCAAGAGACAUAGCAAGAGAGACUGUGUGUGUGUGUGCGUGUGUGUGUGUGCUCGGCAACAUGACAGAGCGCAUUAAUACCACGGCGGCAAUGAUCGCCCAUAUGGCGCCCAGUCGGAACACAACGCCCGAGCAGCUGGCCCGCCUUAUCGAUGUCCAUUUGGGUGAGCUGCGCGAGGAGCUGCCCAACUGGAUGCUGGCCCCAUCGCCGGUGGCCGGACGCGGCGUUUUUGCCACCCGUCACAUUGCCGCCGGCGAGCAAAUCUUUCGCGAACGCGCCCUCGUCGUUGGCCCAACGGCGCGCAAGGGCUCCCAGCUGAACACGUGCGUCUGCUGCCAUCGCCUGCUGGCCGCCAAGCGAUUCCUUUGUCCGCAUCACUGUACGCUGCCCGUGUGCGCUGAUUGCGCCGAUUCGGAGGCGCAUCGCAACGAGUGCGCCCACUUUCAGCGCUGGUUGCCCAAGGAUCUGGUCGAGGAGAUCGCCCCAGCUACUGCUGCUGCUGCUGCUGCGGGCACAACGCCAGCCGCUGAGCAAACGGAUGCAGUGAAUCCGCUGUCGCUGCGCAUUUUGACAGCGGUGCGCGUCUUUUACCUGAGCAAGGAGCAGCGCGCUCUGGUGGAUGCCAUGCAGGCGAACGCGGAGCGUGGCUAUCGCCAGGAGAUCAUCAAGGCGGCGCAGUGUUUCCGCAAGUUUCCCACCACAGACAAGCCGUUCAUGGAUCAGCUGUUCCGCGUCGUCGGCGUCCUCAACACGAACGCCUUUGAGGCGCCCUGCCGCGUCGAUGGCCAUGAGACCCUGCUGCGCGGUCUCUUCCCAUUGACGGCAAUCAUGAAUCACGAGUGCACACCCAAUGCCAGCCACUACUUUGAGAACGGGCGGCUCGCGGUGGUGCGUGCCGCACGGGACAUACCCAAGGGCGGCGAAAUAACCACCACAUACACCAAGAUCCUCUGGAGCAAUCUCACACGCGGCAUUUUCCUCAAGAUGACCAAGUAUUUUGUGUGCAACUGCGAUAGAUGCAACGACAACUCUGAGAACGGAACGUAUCUGUCGGCGCUGUUCUGCCGGGAGCAGGGCUGCAAGGGUCUGGUGAUACCCGUGCAGACGAAGACCCUGCAGCCGGACUGGCGUUGCCUCAGCUGCGAGAAUGUCUUUCCCCACGCCAAGAUGGCGCGCUAUCAGGACUUUGCCCUGAACACGAUCAACAAUCGGAUCAACACGUGCAGCGUCCGGGACAUGAUACACUUCAUCAAUGAGCUGUGCCCGCGCUUCUGUCCGCCCUCCAACUAUGUGCUCAUCGAGGCCAAGCUGAACGUUAUCUGGCGCAUGACGCGUCUGGGCGCCGAGCAAUAUAACCCGGACGAGAUCGCCAUCAAGGAUCGCUAUCGCGAGGAAAUUCUGGCCAUAUUGCAUAAGCUCGGCGCCGGCGAAUGUACGCUGAAGAAGCUCAUCAACGAGGAGAUCCAGUGAGACGGACGCAACAGUGCCAGCUGACAGUUCUUGGACCCCGCUUUGUCUGUGUGUAUUUAUGUGUGUGUGCGUGUGUGUGUGUGUUUGAGCUGGGGCAGCUGUCGGCCAUGGAACUGUUGUAGCUCGUAGAAAGUGUAUUUUUUUUUCUUCUAUUUUGUAAACACUUUAGGAAUACAAUAAAAGUCCAGUUCUUUAAAAAAAACAA
Molecule: messenger RNA, 1817 nt
Organism: Drosophila virilis
Lineage: Eukaryota; Metazoa; Arthropoda; Insecta; Diptera; Drosophilidae
Gene: SmydA-8
Product: SET and MYND domain containing, arthropod-specific, member 8
Molecular function (GO): protein binding
Source: RefSeq, a predicted model, not a curated record